AUGGCUGCGUCGCCGGAGAUGCUGCGGAGGUGUUGGUGGGCGGCGGCGGCGGUCUUGUCGGCGGUGCUGACCGUGAGCCGGGUCUCCGCCAACACAGAGGGUGAUGCUCUGUACAGUCUGCGUCAAAGCCUUAAAGAUGCUAACAAUGUGCUGCAGAGUUGGGAUCCCACUCUGGUUAAUCCAUGCACAUGGUUCCAUGUUACUUGUAACACUGACAACAGUGUAAUCAGAGUUGAUCUUGGAAACGCACAACUGUCAGGUGCAUUGGUGUCCCAACUUGGACAGUUGAAAAAUCUACAAUAUUUGGAGCUGUACAGCAACAAUAUAAGUGGGACAAUACCUUUGGAACUCGGGAACUUGACAAACCUGGUCAGUUUGGAUCUGUACCUGAACAAAUUCACUGGCGGUAUUCCAGACACAUUGGGGAAACUCUUAAAGUUGCGAUUCCUGCCUGCUGGUUCGAAUGAUUAUUUUCUAGCCUUGCUUGUUGGAAUGAUUCUAAUAUACUUCUUUCUGGGAAUGUCUACUUGGAAUAACAGCCGUCUUAACAACAACAGUCUUUCUGGUCAAAUUCCACAAUCCUUGACCAAUAUUAGCACCCUCCAAGUUCUGGAUCUAUCAAACAACAAUCUCUCCGGAGCGGUUCCUUCAACUGGCUCGUUUUCACUCUUUACCCCUAUAAGUUUUGGUAAUAAUCCAAAUCUUUGUGGCCCGGGUACUACGAAACCAUGUCCUGGGGCACCUCCUUUUUCUCCACCGCCUCCAUUCAAUCCUCCAACACCACCCGCGGCACAAGGUGACCCUAAAACCGGAGCAAUUGCUGGAGGUGUUGCUGCGGGUGCUGCAUUGAUAUUUGCUGUUCCUGCAAUUGGAUUUGCACUGUGGCGGCGACGUAAACCUGAAGAGCAUUUCUUUGAUGUCCCUGCUGAGGAGGAUCCAGAAGUGCACCUUGGCCAGCUGAAGAGGUUCUCACUAAGGGAGCUUCAAGUUGCUAGCGAUAACUUCAGCAAUAAGAACAUUCUAGGAAGAGGUGGCUUUGGAAAGGUGUACAAGGGGAGACUGACAGAUGGUACAUUGGUAGCAGUUAAAAGAUUAAAAGAAGAACGUACUCCUGGUGGCGAACUCCAAUUCCAAACAGAAGUUGAAAUGAUUAGUAUGGCAGUGCAUAGGAACCUGCUUCGUCUCCGUGGAUUCUGCAUGACACCUACAGAACGGCUACUAGUCUAUCCAUACAUGGCUAAUGGUAGCGUUGCAUCACGUUUGCGAGAGCGAGGGCCAAAUGAGCCGGCUCUUGAAUGGGAAAAGAGAACUCGGAUUGCACUGGGAUCUGCCAGAGGACUGUCUUACUUGCAUGAUCACUGCGACCCCAAGAUCAUUCAUCGUGAUGUCAAAGCCGCAAACAUUCUCUUGGAUGAAGACUUUGAGGCGGUUGUGGGUGACUUUGGACUGGCCAAGCUUAUGGACUACAAGGACACUCAUGUAACCACAGCUGUCCGUGGAACGAUCGGGCAUAUUGCUCCCGAGUACCUAUCCACCGGAAAGUCCUCUGAGAAGACGGAUGUUUUCGGUUAUGGGAUCAUGCUUCUGGAGCUUAUCACUGGACAGAGGGCAUUCGACCUCGCGCGUCUUGCAAACGACGACGAUGUCAUGCUGCUUGACUGGGUGAAAGGGCUGCUGAAAGAGAAGAAGGUGGAGAUGCUGGUGGACCCGGACCUGCAGAGCGUGUACGUGGAGCACGAGGUGGAGGCGCUGAUCCAGGUGGCGCUGCUGUGCACGCAGGGGUCGCCGAUGGACCGGCCCAAGAUGUCGGAGGUGGUGAGGAUGCUGGAGGGCGACGGGCUGGCGGAGCGCUGGGAGGAGUGGCAGAAGGUGGAGGUGGUCCGGCAGGAGGCGGAGCUGGCCCCGCGAAACAACGACUGGAUCGUCGACUCCACCUACAACCUCCGGGCAGUGGAGCUGUCCGGCCCGAGGUAA
Molecule: messenger RNA, 1974 nt
Organism: Triticum turgidum subsp. durum (durum wheat)
Lineage: Eukaryota; Viridiplantae; Streptophyta; Magnoliopsida; Poales; Poaceae
Source: the annotation of a GenBank genome assembly